AUGGUCGAGCUUCUACUUGAGGCUGGUGCUGAUGUCAAUAUGACUACCACAAACGGAGCCACGGCCCUUCACCUCUCAGCCAACAGGGGCUUUGAAGGCAUUGUGAAGUACUUAGUUGGGAAGGGUGCUAGUAUCGAAGCAAAGACAGCUGAUAGGAUUGAAGACCUGACACCUUUAAUCAAAGAGGCAGCGUCGUAUGCCCACAAGGACGUUUUUCAUUGUCUGGUGAGCCUUGGAGCGUCUCUUGAUACUAGGGAUGCAGAUUUCAGUACAUUGCUGAUGGCGGCAGCGAUUUCAAUUAGCUACUGUAGGUGGGGUUCUAUCCUCGAGGACAUCACAAGUCAGAAAGCUAUCAACUCGUCAGCACUUGAGUUGGCAAAAUUUUUGAUCGACCAUGGAGCAGACGUCAAUGCUUCCAACAAAUCGCGGGAGACCCCAUUACUGCUUUCAGCAGAACGCGGCUUCCUCCAGCUUCUCAAACUUCUUGUCCAGCGUGAUGCAGACUUAAAGGCUAAGACCGAGGAGGCAUCUACGAUGCUUCACCUCGCAGCGUUCUAUAGCCAUGCUGACAUUUUAGCCUGGCUGAUCAAGCGAGGAGCAGAUUUGGAGCUCAAGGACAAAGAAGGGUGCACUGCGCUCCAUAUGGCAUCACAUUCUGGUGCGCUGGAAGUGGCACGGAUGUUACUCGAUAGUGGUGCAAGGACUGAGGUCUACGACGAAGAGGGAAGAACACCACUUUUAAGAGCUGUAUGGUCCCACAACCCAGAAUAUGUUCAAUUUCUCCUGGACCGGGGCGCGGAUGCUGGCUAUCAGGUAUUUCAUGAAGUCGAUGCACUUUAUUGUGCAGUCCUGAAUGACGAGCUCGCAAUAGCGAAAGUGCUUAUCGGAAAUCAUGCUGAUCUAGUGAAAGGGUUGGAGGAACGAAAGAUGAUACACUUAGCUGCCGAACGGGGAGACGAAAGCGCUGUGCGUAACCUGGUCAAAGACGGUGUGACCAUAACCUCUGAAGAUGAGAAUGGCGACAUGGCCAUUCAUUACGCGGCUGGUGCUGGCCGAAUCGAGGUGAUCCAGUACCUGUUCGAGGCGGGCGCAGAGGUUGAUGCUCUUGGCAACUUUAAAAGAACGCCUCUGCUGUAUGCAGCGGUGGAGGGCCGAGACGAAGUUGUCGUCUUACUCUGCGAAAAGGGUGCAAGUGUGAACUACAGGUGUUCGAGAGGAUCGCAUGCUCUUGGUGCUGCGCUUAGCAGCAAGAAUUUUCGCCUUGCAGGCCUUUUAGUCAAGCGCGGAGCGAAGCUCGACGAUCAACAAGGCCGUAUUUGGGAAGCAUUCGAAGACGGCAGUUGUCAAAUGCUUGAGUUUCUGAUUCAGAAUUGGGAUGAAUUCUCGCCCAUUCCCGAGGAGAUCAUGUUAAAGCUCAUACAGGUUGCAGCGGAGCAUCGAGACGUUGCGUUUGCGAAGUGUCUUAUCGAAAGAGGGUAUCCUGUCAACAGCGAGAACAAUCCUGUCCAUCUGGCCCUUCGCUUGGGCGAUGAAGAGAUCUCCCAGCGUCUAUCAGAACGCAACGUCGAAUUCCAAGCAAAUGAAGCGAUGUUUAUUGCAGUCCGGCAGGGGCUGCAUUCUUUCGCGUCGAAGUUACUGGUUAUUGGGGCAGAUGCACCGUUAAGAAAGCUCGAGGACAGAGAUGCAGAAGGAAACAUGUUGCUACAUGUCGCUGCGUUUCAUGGCCGCUUGGACGGUGCACGAUUGCUGCUUGAUCACGGUGCGAACAUGGAAGCUACCAAUCUGAAAUCUGAGACACCCCUCUUCUCUGCCGCUGAUGAAGUAUCAAAACUCCUCUUUGAAAAGUGUGCAAAUAUACACGCGAUGGAUGAAAACGGUCGUACACCUUUGCACCAUGCAGUUGGAUCGUACGAGCGUGAUCCAUCGGAUCGGGUGAAACUGCUGGUUUCCCAUGGAGCGAAGAUCAAUCUUGGCGAUCGUGAAGGUAAUACUUGUUUGCAUCUUUGCUGCAUGAAUCGCUGGACGGAGGGGGCAACUGUACUCCUUGCUAAAGGUGCAGAUAUUUCUGCUCAAAAUAGCGAGAAGAAUCAACCGAUACAUCUUGCCAUACAAAACCAAGCAUUUCGAUGGGGCUACUACGAUGACGAAGGUUCGUUAGAGAGGAUCCUUCAGGAGCCUAUCGAACUGCUUCUAAAGCAAGGUGCCGAUAUAAACGCGCGUGGUCUUCAUCGACGCACUCCUUUGCACGUGGCAGUGGAGGAUUCAACCCUGGUUGAGUAUCUUCUAUGA
Messenger RNA from Exophiala aquamarina CBS 119918, 2289 nucleotides. RefSeq lists its product as uncharacterized. Gene Ontology annotation, molecular function: protein binding. The record is from RefSeq and is a predicted model, not a curated record. Lineage: Eukaryota; Fungi; Ascomycota; Eurotiomycetes; Chaetothyriales; Herpotrichiellaceae. Bases 1 to 2289 code for a protein of 762 amino acids. The transcript has 3 exons.